This is a messenger RNA of Prunus armeniaca (apricot), 774 nucleotides long. Lineage: Eukaryota; Viridiplantae; Streptophyta; Magnoliopsida; Rosales; Rosaceae. The record is from the annotation of a GenBank genome assembly.
AUGGCGCGUAAAUGGAAAGCGAAAGACGCAGAAGCUAAAGCUCUUGCAGAUCCCAUGUCAAAGAUAGUAUUGCAGCUCCAGUCUUCUCUAAUCCAAUCAGAGGCUCGAGGAAUCUUGUGUGGGUGUAGUGUACUUCUUGCUGCAGAAGAAGAACAAGCUCAUCUCCUUGGCCGUGCCUACUUUGGCGACCGUGUUAUUAAUGCCGAGAAGGAUAAGCGGUGGUUUCAGUUGGAUAUGGAAGAGGCAUUUUUCCUAUGCUAUUCUCUCAAAUGCCUCAAGAUAGUGGGUGAAGAUAAACGCCCAAAGGAUGUUCAAGAGCUCUGGCAGUACAUGAAAUCCAAAAAAGCAGCUUUCCCUGAUUUUUACAAGGCUUAUUCUCAUCUUCGACUGAAAAAUUGGGUUGUAAGGCCCGGAUUUAAAUAUGGUGCAGACUUUGUUGCCUACCGUCACCAUCCGAAUUUGGUCCAUUCUGAUUAUGCUGUGCUUGUGUCAUCAGAAGGAGAUGGUGAAGCAAAUGGGCGAUUGAGGGUGUGGUCUGAUAUUCAUGGCACCUUAAGGCUUUGUUUAGGUGUUGUAAAGACAUUGCUAGUUCUUAGUAUUAGUAAAAAUGGUCAUGAUGCUGCCUCCCCAUCAUGUUUGGAGAACUAUACGGUUGACGAGCGCACGGUUUCAAGAUGGGUUCCAGAACAAGGCCGCGAGGAUGAUACAUCAGUUGAUGUUGAAUCACCAAGUAUCACAGUAGUUGAAAGUGGAACUAGCUCAGUUAUAGUAUAG